This is a messenger RNA of Pogonomyrmex barbatus (red harvester ant), 1791 nucleotides long. RefSeq names its product DNA topoisomerase 3-beta (gene Top3beta). Lineage: Eukaryota; Metazoa; Arthropoda; Insecta; Hymenoptera; Formicidae. The record is from RefSeq and is a predicted model, not a curated record. Gene Ontology annotation, biological process: DNA repair; DNA topological change; DNA recombination. Gene Ontology annotation, molecular function: DNA topoisomerase type I (single strand cut, ATP-independent) activity; DNA binding. Gene Ontology annotation, cellular component: nucleus.
UAUGUAUGUAUGUAUGUAUAUAUAAUAUAGUAUGUCAAUAUAAAUUAUCCAUCAAUUAUAACGCUAUAUAAACUAGCCAAGAAAAUGAAAACUGCUUUGAUGGUGGCUGAAAAACCUUCUUUGGCAGCAUCCCUCGCUAAUAUAUUGAGCAAUGGACGGUGUAGUACUAGAAAAGGACUAAACGGAUCCUGUUCCAUCCAUGAAUGGAUAGGUCAAUUUAAAUCCGAAACAGUAAAUUUUAAAAUGACCUCUGUAUGUGGACAUGUUAUGACAUUGGAUUUUAUUGGAAAGUACAACAACUGGGAUAAAGUAGAUCCGGCAGAAUUGUUUUCAUGUUUAACUGAGAAAAAGGAAGCUGUACCAAAACUAAAAAUACCAUAUUUUUUAGCCAAAGAAGGAAUACAUUGUGAUUAUUUAGUAUUAUGGCUAGAUUGUGACAAGGAAGGUGAAAAUAUUUGUUUUGAAGUCAUAAAUGCAGUUCAACAAGGAAUGCACAGGAAAUUACAUAUAAAUGAUAUAUGGCGAGCACGAUUUUCUGCUAUUACAGAGAAAGAUAUAAAAUUUGCUUUAGUUAAUCUGGUAAAACCCAAUGAAAAUGAGGCCAAGAGCGUUGAUGCACGUCAGGAAUUAGAUUUGCGAAUAGGCUGUGCAUUUACAAGAUACCAAACUAAAUUUUUCAAGUAUGGCAAAUAUGGAGAUUUAGAUGUCUCUCUUAUUUCUUAUGGUCCAUGCCAAACACCAACAUUAGGAUUUUGUGUACAGAGACAUGAUGAGAUUCAAACUUUCAAGCCAGAUCCAUACUGGGUACUACAAGUAACUAUCAAGUCUUCCGAUGGUCAAGACAUUGUGUUAAGUUGGAACCGUGUACGAUCCUUUGAUAAAGAAGUUGCUAAUAUGUUUUUAAGUCAUAUUAAAGAGCACAAUCAUGCAACUGUAGUGAGUGUACAAAGCAUGGAAAAAUCCAAAUCGCGACCAAUAGCAUUAAAUACAGUAGAGUUGAUGCGAAUCGCAAGUUCAGGAUUGGGAAUGGGUCCGCAACAUGCUAUGCAAAUUGCAGAAAGACUUUAUACCCAAGGCUAUAUAAGUUACCCUCGAACGGAAACAACAUCGUAUCCUGAAAAUUUUGAUUUGCUUUCAACACUGAAACAACAGCAGAAUAGUUCAGAAUGGGGUGAGGAAGUUCGCAAGAUAAUAGCAACUGGUAUUAAUAGACCAAAAAAAGGCCAUGACGCAGGUGAUCAUCCACCUAUAACUCCUAUGAAAAAUGCAACUAGAAAUGAACUCGAUGGUGAUUCAUGGAGAUUAUAUGAUUACAUAACACGACAUUUUAUUGCUACGCUGGCGCGGGAUUGUAAAUACUUGAGCACUACAGUAAAAUUUGAAAUAGGCACGGAAGUAUUUACAACUACUGGCCACAGCCUGCUGAAUCCUGGUUAUACGAGUAUUCUUACUUGGCAAGCACUUGGCAGUAAUGAUACCUUACCAAAAUUUAUGUCCGAUGAGAAAGUAAACAUACAAGAGGCAAAAUUAAUCGAAUGUUAUACGCAACCACCGGAUUAUUUAACCGAGGCAGAAUUAAUAUCUCUCAUGGAAAAACACGGCAUUGGAACAGAUGCUUCGAUUCCUGUACAUAUAAAUAACAUUUGUAUUAGAAAUUAUGUUACUGUUGCAGCAGGCAGAAAAUUAAUACCCACUUCUCUCGGUAUUGUUUUGGUUCAUGGAUAUCAAAAGGUAUUUUUGUUUCUCAAUUUUAUAAUGCGACACAGAUUUUUGUCUAAAAAACACUUGGAU